AUCACUUCUCACGGCCGCGUCUCUGACAUUCUACAUCAACUUUCCCCUAACACCUCCGCCAUCCUCAUCAUGGCUUCGAUACGGACGACCGUCAAGGCUUCUGGUGGGCUGAUCUGCCGUGCCUGCAAGCGUCCGAGUGCUGCGCAGUCGCUCGCGAAGCCUGCAGCGUGGCGCGCCUUGUCCGUAGAUGGACAGCAAAAGCUAUUGUCUGCCAACCUCGAGAACGCCGAUCCCUCUGUCUUCGAUAUCAUCCGCAAGGAAAAGAGACGGCAGAAGCACUUCAUCAACCUGAUUCCUUCCGAGAACUUCACCAGCCAGGCUGUAUUGGACGCGCUAGGAAGUGUCAUGCAAAACAAAUACUCCGAGGGCUAUCCAGGCGCACGGUACUACGGCGGCAACGAGUUCAUCGACGAAGCAGAGAUCCUGUGCCAGGACCGAGCCUUGGAGACAUUUCGACUGCAAAAGGAUACAUGGGGCGUCAACGUCCAGCCUCUCUCUGGCUCCCCCGCCAACCUCUAUGCCUACUCGGCUCUUCUCAACACGCACGACCGCAUCAUGGGCCUCGACCUUCCCCAUGGCGGACAUCUCUCUCACGGCUACCAGAUACCGAACAAGAAGAUUUCCAUGAUCUCCAAGUACUUCGAAACCUUCCCGUACCGACUGGACGAAAGCACCGGCCUCAUAGAUUACGAUAGGCUCGAAGAGCAAGCGCUAUUGUACCGACCAAAGAUCAUCAUCGCAGGAACGAGUGCCUACAGCAGACUGAUCGACUACGAUCGAUUUAGAAAGAUUGCCGACAAGGUGGGCGCUUACUUGUUGGCGGACAUGGCACACAUCUCGGGUCUUGUGGCAGCAGGAGUGGUUCCUUCGCCAUUCGACUUUGCAGACAUUGUCACCACGACGACGCAUAAGAGCUUGAGAGGACCUCGAGGCGCCAUGAUCUUCUUCCGCAGAGGAGUGCGAAGCGUGGACAAGAAGGGAAAAGAGACACAGUACGAUCUCGAGAAUCCAAUCAAUGCCUCUGUAUUUCCAGGGCAUCAAGGAGGACCACACAACCACACCAUCACAGCUCUCGCUGUUGCGCUUCACCAGGCACAACAGCCAGAGUUCAAGGAAUACCAGACGCAGGUGCUGGAGAAUGCACAGGCGCUUGCGAACCGAUUAGGCAACGGAAAGGAGUCUGGGGGCUUGGGCUACAACAUCGUGAGUGGUGGGACGGACAACCAUCUCGUCCUGGUUGAUCUGAAGGACAAGGGCAUCGAUGGAGCACGAGUAGAACGCGUGCUCGAGCUUGUCGGCUGCGCAGCGAACAAGAACACUGUUCCUGGCGACAAGAGCGCAUUAAAGCCAGGUGGCCUACGUAUGGGCACACCAGCGAUGACAACGCGAGGCUUCCAGGCCGGCGACUUUAAGCGUGUCGCCGAUGUUGUGCAUAGAGCUGUCAACAUCACGAAGACUCUCGACGCCAAAGCCAAGGAGGCGGCGGAGAAGAGCGGGCGCAAAAACCCAGGUAGCGUCAAUGCCUUCAAGGACUACGUCAAGGAGGGUGAAGAGGUCAUCGAGAUUGUCGAGUUGAGACGCGAGGUCGAAGACUGGGUGGGCACAUUUCCUUUGCCCUGGACGGAGUCGUCCUGAGCUGUUGUCGUGUCUGAGGAGUGAUGUGAUUAGGGAGAUCUGUUUGCGUGGCAUUGCAUUGGCUCGGCGUAAACGCAGGGAGAGGCGCUGGUGGGCGAGACGGUUCGUAUAGCUCCCUUCUAUUCAUGAUUUAUUGCCCGCGACUGAAUUCUGGUGAAGAUGAAUGCUGCUGGACCCCGUCUUGCUUUACAUUCACUCGCGACUUCUCCCUGCAGGCACCUGCGGCAGCGGCCCGGCCAUGUGAUCGCGUGCUCAGCAACAUCCAGCUCGCACUUCUUUUGAUUUGACUCUUCAUCGCUGCGACCAACUCAUACUCAUCGCUGAAACCCCAUUGCACCACGAUGUCGACCCCAACCACGGUAGCCCGAACCGUGUUCGCGGUGCCGAUCACCUUCACCACGACUGUGACUCUAGCCUUUCCGACAGGAACAAUCUCCAUCGAUCUCAAUGGAGCGUCCUCGACGACCUCACCAGCACCCGCCCCCACCAUCACAAGCUCCGUCACACCAUCCAGUGCUCAGGGCGGGCUCAGCGGCGCGUGGGCCAUGCCAGCAAUCUGGGUGCUCAUCGGAUAUUGCGCUGUCAGUUUGGUCCUCGUCUACAGUCUGUGUGCUGGAGGCUGUCUUCGCGGAUUCGAUCUCGACUGCUCGGCACAAGCACGCCAAGCUCGUCGUCGUGAGCGGAUGCACCGCAGAGAGCUCGAACAGUUGCACGCAGAAGAGGCGGAGAGACGCCUGGCCUAUGGCGCGCAUCCUGAUCCAGAGUGGGCUCCGCGCGUGGACCCCACCGAAGCGGCCACCAUGCCUCCGCAGAGUGAAUCAGGCACGUUGCUUUCUACUGGACUCGGUCAGGGCAACGAGGCAAUGAUGGCGGCCCAUCAACAAGCACGCGCUCUCAAUAGCGUGAACCUCUCGGAGCACCAACUUCGCGAGCAGCGCAUUGCAAGUGCCCUCACUUGUCGAGAUCCAUCAGAGCCUGCGCCGCUCCUAGCGAUGCGUCCUAUGAAUGGCGUCGGCACCAUCGUGUACUUCGAAGAAGUGCGCCGUGAACCCGACGAAGUGCGACGCGAACCUGACGAAGUGCGACGCGAACCUGACGAAGAUCAGAUCUCUGUCGAGUACGCCGCCGAUCUGGAGAGGCACCGACAGUAUCGAGCCUCUCGCAUUCGCGAAAUGGAGUUGCAGCGCAGCUCGUCGCCAAAAUAAGCGGCUCAGACUCCAGCGUCACGCACAACAACAGUGCACAGGUGGAGGAGAGCAUGACAGAAGGCUGGACCAUACGCCAUUGCGUUUCCAGACACAAGCUUGGAGCUGCCGACAGGCGAGAAAGGAGAUGAGAAUGUCUGACGUUGAGGACCGGUGCCGGUGAGGGUAUCAGCCUUAGUGUCAGCACUUUCUGUACACAUAGCUCCACACAUCAUCCAGUAGGAUGGGCUGAAUGCCAAUUAAGUGAAUUUCAA
Molecule: messenger RNA, 3094 nt
Organism: Sphaerulina musiva SO2202
Lineage: Eukaryota; Fungi; Ascomycota; Dothideomycetes; Mycosphaerellales; Mycosphaerellaceae
Product: SHMT-domain-containing protein
Exons: 3
Coding region: 70-1635 (521 amino acids)
Biological process (GO): L-serine catabolic process; folic acid metabolic process; tetrahydrofolate interconversion
Cellular component (GO): cytoplasm
Molecular function (GO): pyridoxal phosphate binding; serine binding; zinc ion binding
Source: RefSeq, a predicted model, not a curated record